AUGCCUACUGGAAUAAUACAACCCUCGAAUCAAAUCAAGUUCACCAACUUGGCGGUGGUGCGCAUAAAAAAAGGCAAGAAGCGCUUCGAACUUGCCUGCUACAAAAACAAAGUCAUGGACUGGCGGAAUGAGGUGGAAACGGACCUUGACAAUGUCUUACAGGUCCGCACAGUCUUUGCCAACAUCAGCAGAACCCAGGUUGCAUCCAAAGCCGACGUCGCGAAAGAAUUCUCCGGUAUGGAUGAAGAGGAGGUCCUCAGGUUCAUUCUUAGGAAGGGAGAACUUCAGAUAGGGGAGAAGGAACGUCACGCGCAGUUGGAUCGUGUGCGCAACGAGGUCAUCAGCAUGGUCGCCGCAAAGAUUGUCGACCCGAAAACCAAGAGAGUCUACCCGCCGACGAUGAUCGAGAAGGCGCUCGACCAGUUGAGCACACAGGCCGCCCGACAGCAGACCGGCAAAGCGGAGAGCGGAGAAAACGCGCAACUUCCAAAGUGGACCGGUGUCGUCCCUAACAAGGAGGCCAAACCACAAGCCCUUGCUGCUGUGAAAGCGCUUGUCGCCCAUCAGCCCAUACCUGCAAUGAGUGCUCAGAUGCGGCUGCGAGUGAUCUGUCCUACAUCUGCUCUCAAGCACACCCUCAAGCCUGCUGUAAAAGCCGAUGAUUCCGAGGACGUCAGCAAGGGUGAACAAAAAACGCAGACCGUCAAAGAUGCCAUCAAGAGUUCUUUUGUCAAGACCGAAAGUGAGGAUAUUGGAGGCGACGAGUGGGAGAUUGUCGGCAUGGUUGAGCCAGGCACAUUAAAGCCACUGGAGCAACUGAUCGCCUCGCAAACCAAAGGAAGGGGCCGAGUCGAAAUCAUAGACACAGUCAUACAACAAGACGAUUUCUGA
Molecule: messenger RNA, 891 nt
Organism: Westerdykella ornata
Lineage: Eukaryota; Fungi; Ascomycota; Dothideomycetes; Pleosporales; Sporormiaceae
Product: Shwachman-Bodian-diamond syndrome protein
Exons: 2
Coding region: 1-891 (296 amino acids)
Biological process (GO): ribosome biogenesis; cytosolic ribosome assembly
Source: RefSeq, a predicted model, not a curated record